AUUACUCCUGGCGUACAUCAGUAGAAUACGAGACUCUGCGAGAAAGAGAUCGUUAGCGCGUCAUUCAUUGUUUACACAAAAGCAGAAAAAUAAGCUUUUAAUCAGAAAAGCGUUUUAGCAGAAUGCCGCCGAAAAAGCGAAAGAACGAAACUGAAAAUGAUCCUGCCCACAAAAAAGGUAGAAAGAAGCUGGAGAACUCCAAUGGUUCUCACGCUGCCCCAAUAGAAAGUGAUAUAACAGAAGAUGGGCUUUACGCAGACUUUAAAUUGGAAGCACCCGACGAAAGUGGUGAAUUGCUUUUUAGCGGUUGCGCAAAUUGGGAUAUGGUAGGAAGAAAUAGAGUACCAAAUGCUGUGAAAAACAAUGGUGGGAAAAAUUUAUACACUCCACAUAGAAUUGCUUCUUUACAAGGUAUUAGAAUAAGGAUGGUUGUUGCUGGGUGUUCCGCCGCACACCUCUUUGUAAUUUCAACUGAAGGAAAAGUCUACUCAUGGGGAAGAAAUGAAAAAGGUCAAUUAGGUCACGGAGAUACUGAACGAAAAGAUAAACCAUCGCCUGUUGAAAGCCUUUUUACUAUGAAUGUCGUUGACGGAGCCGUUGGAAAGAAUCACACAAUAUUUUUAACCGAUAAAGGAAGAUUGCUUUCGUGUGGGGAUAAUAAAAUGGGACAAUUGGGUCUGGGCCAUCAGAGUAAUCAUGUACCCAGUCCAACUCUGGUGGCGCAUUCAGGUCCACCAAUAAAAAAAGUAGCUUGCGGUGGUGAAUUUUCUAUGGCAGUCGAUAUCAGAGGAAAUUUAUAUUCCUUUGGUCAUCCAGAAUAUGGCCAGUUAGGACAUAAUACGGAUGGAAAAUACUUCAUUACCAGCAACAAGCUAGCUUAUAACUGCGAACUUAAGCCGAGAAAGGUAGCUGUAUUUAUCGAAAAAUCAAGAGACGGUACAGUUACACCAGUUUUGGAUGUUGAAAUAGAACAAAUAGCCUGUGGUGUAAAUCAUACAUUAGCAUGCGAUUCAAAUAAAAGAUUAUAUACAUGGGGUUUUGGCGGUUAUGGUCGACUAGGCCAUGCCGAACCUAAAAAUGAGCUCGUUCCACGUCUCGUCAAAGCAUUUCAAGGUCCAAAUCAAGGGGUAACCCAAAUUCAGUGUGGUUCUCAAUUUUCACUUGCAGUUGGAUGUGCCUCACAGCUCUAUAUGUGGGGUCAGCAAAAGCCUACGGGGGAAGCCACAAUGUAUCCUAAACCUGUUCAGGAUCUAAGUGGAUGGAACAUACGGAGCAUUGGUUGCUGCUAUAAAAGUAUAGUUGUCGCUGCCGACGAAAGCGUAGUCAGCUGGGGACCAAGUCCAACUUUCGGCGAAUUGGCAUCUGGAGAGCCAAAGUCUUGUACCACUCCAAGCGAAUCGAGACCUCUGGAAAACAUUUAUAUCAAGAAAGUCGCUUGUGGAUUUAGUCAUUCAUUAUUUCUGGCAAGGGACGAAGAGGAGGAAGAAAAGAAACGUAUCGCCAGCCUCCCAGUUUUCGAUCCUUAG
Messenger RNA from Dimorphilus gyrociliatus, 1526 nucleotides. Lineage: Eukaryota; Metazoa; Annelida; Polychaeta; Dinophilidae. The record is from the annotation of a GenBank genome assembly.